Molecule: messenger RNA, 1006 nt
Organism: Sycon ciliatum
Lineage: Eukaryota; Metazoa; Porifera; Calcarea; Leucosolenida; Sycettidae
Product: splicing factor 3B subunit 5-like
Exons: 5
Coding region: 109-366 (85 amino acids)
Biological process (GO): mRNA splicing, via spliceosome
Cellular component (GO): precatalytic spliceosome; U2 snRNP
Source: RefSeq, a predicted model, not a curated record
UUUGAGAAAAUAAUUUUGGCAAAGAAGUGGAGUCGAGUCGAUCGAGUAGAGUUUGGAGCGAAGGAACACCAUACAGCUAUUUCCAGAAGCUCAAUUCGGAUCGUGAGAAUGGGCGAUCGCUAUAACAUCCACAGUCAACUUGAGCAUCUGCAGUCUAAGUAUGCUGGUACUGGACACGGCGACACAUCCAAGUUUGAGUGGAUGGUGAACCAGCAUCGUGACUCUCAUUCCUCCUACAUCGGUCACGAGAACCUACUCAGCUUCUUUGCCAUCGCUGAGAAUGAGUGCAAGGCACGUGUCAAGUUCAACCUUCUACAGAAAAUGCUUCAACCCUGCGGCCCACCUCCGGAACGACAAGAUGAGUGAUCUUGUUCACUGUAUCUUCUAGAACUGUCAUUGUGCCGAUUUGUAAAAAUGCUGUUGUAAAUACUCGCUUGCUGGCUCCUUGUUUCCAUUGUCCUGCCCCGCUACCUGCCUGCCCGGUGCACAUCUGUGUUGCAUUGUAAUUGUAUUUUUUCCCUAUAAUAUAUAUAUAUGCUGGUCAUUCAGUCAGUGUUGUUGGUAUGUCUGCGUGCUUGUAUAUAACUCCAGGCCUGCUGACUGCCCUUUAUAGCUCCUCUGUACAUGCUCUUAGGUCCCUGCCGAUAUCUGUGAUAUUGUGUGUGUGUGCGUGUGUGUAUAUGUUUCUUUUUUCUAAGUUUACUGCCUGCGUGUUGAUCAUGCUGGCCGAGCCUCUGAGUUGAUUUAGUCCGUGACUUGGCGUGCGUGUGUGGGUGUGUACGUGUGCACGCUGCCCCGUGUUUGUGUGUACUCGUAUGCAUGCAUAUGGAUCAAUAACCUGGUCCUGGCUAGGUGUAGAGCUGCCGCUUUCUACUCCCUUUUCGCUCACUGCCUGUCUCUGCAAGUGGUUGUCAAGAUGAUCACGGGCUAUCUUUAUUUACUGUUGAUUGAGUCGCUGCAUUUGUGCUUUAGAAAAUAAAUGCGACCUUGUCCACGUUCACCGGUA